Messenger RNA from Cuculus canorus (common cuckoo), 2714 nucleotides. RefSeq names its product probable acyl-CoA dehydrogenase 6. NCBI's taxonomy places the organism in Eukaryota, Metazoa, Chordata, Aves, Cuculiformes, Cuculidae. Gene Ontology annotation, biological process: fatty acid beta-oxidation using acyl-CoA dehydrogenase. The record is from RefSeq and is a predicted model, not a curated record. The transcript has 9 exons. Gene Ontology annotation, molecular function: acyl-CoA dehydrogenase activity; flavin adenine dinucleotide binding. The coding region runs from base 43 to 1263 and encodes 406 amino acids.
CCGCGAUAAAGCGAGGUGUCCCGAAUCGGAGCGUGGGAAGCGAUGGCGGCCGCGGCGCUGCGAGGCGGGCGGCGCUGGGGCCGGGGCUGGGCGGCCGCGGGGCGCCGGGCCGCGGGGGGGUCCGCGCAGCUCCGCGACAUGCGGGCGGCCCUCCGCAAGAUCAUUGACAAGGAGAUUAAUCCCUUUGUGGACAAGUGGGAAGAAGAAGGACAGUUCCCAGCACAUAAAGUAUUUAAAACCCUGGGACAGGCUGGAUUCCUUGGUGUGGAUAAGCCAACAGAAUAUGGCGGCAUGGGCUUGGACUUCUCCUAUAGCAUUGCAGUGGCAGAAGAGCUGGGAAAUAUCCGCUGUGGAGGUGUUCCUAUGGCUAUUGGAGUACAAGCUGCCAUGGCUACUCCUGCUCUUGCAAGAUUUGGUUCUGAGGAAUUGAAAAAACAGUUCCUUGUACCUACUAUAGCUGGAGAUGUUGUGGCUUGCUUGGGAGUAAGUGAAACCGGAGCGGGGUCAGAUGUCGCAAGUAUCAAGACAACAGCUGUAAGAAAAGGUGAUGAGUAUGUCAUAAAUGGUGGUAAGAUGUGGACUACAUCAGGGUGCCAAGCGGACUGGAUGUGCCUACUGGCAAACACCAGUGAAGGACCUCCUCAUCGAAAUAAGUCUCUCAUAUGUCUGCCGAUGAAUCUGCCUGGCAUUCAUGUUGCUAAAAAGAUAGACAAACUAGGCAUGAGGUCAUCGGACACAGCUCAGAUCUUUUUUGAAGACGUAAGGGUCCCUAGCAAAAACAUCAUCGGUGAAGAAGGAAUGGGUUUUACAUAUCAGAUGUUGCAAUUCCAAGAAGAGCGGCUGUGGGGCGUAGCCAGUGUCCUGACAGCAAUGGAAAAUAUAAUACAAGAAACUAUUGACUACACUCGCCAGCGAAAAGUGUUUGACCGCUCUGUCCUGCACAACCAAACCGUGCACUUCCGCCUGGCUGAGCUGGCAACCGAAGUGGAGCUACUUCGUUCGCUGCUGCACCGUGCUGUUGCUCUCUAUGUGGAAGGCAACGAUGUGACAAAAUUUGCUUCUAUGGCUAAGCUGAAGGCAGGUCGUCUGACCCGUGAAGUGUCUGAUAGUUGUCUCCAGUUUUGGGGAGGAAUGGGCUUCACCAACGAGGUUCUGGUGAGCAGGUGUUACAGAGACAUGAGAUUAACAUCAAUAGGAGGUGGCUCAGAUGAAACCAUGCUUUCCAUCAUAUGCAAAUACAUGGAAAUACUUCCCAGCAAGUGAUGCAUCUCAACUCUUCCUUGAAAAUUAAGCAAACAAGAACACAGUUUGUACUGCACACUGAAGGUAACAGCCAGUAUGUGUCUUAAGGGUCAAAUAAAUAGAAAACAUAACUAAUUUUGCCAACAAAAUACUUGUCAGGGUCCUUGGCCAUUAUCUCUCUACAUGUUCCCCAAUGUUUCAAGUUUCUGUUGAUAAGAAGUCUGAAAGCACGUGGCCUCUGCAUUUUUUCCCAUUUCUUUUCAAUGGUUUACUGCUUUGGUGGGUCUAGUGAUCCCCAGUAAGCACCUUCCUGUCUUCUUUAAUUCAGGUGUAUCUACAUUUUAGAGCACCUAGGCCACCACUUAAGAAACAUAACUUCCAUAUGGAUACAGUUAUGAUUUCACUAGUAGAUUAAUCUAAUUUUAGUGUAAUUUUGCUUUUAAGAGCAAUAAUUAAGGCACAACUUAUUCCCUGCCAUGUCCAAAUACUGGAGCACUGAUUUUGCUCUCAAUUGCAAGUACCUUCCCUAUCUUUCACUUUUAAUCAAAAUAAGUUCUGUCAUCUUCGUAAAGUUCAUAUUGACUUGUACUACUCUGUCAUGGAUGUUUGGUGGUGGGAGUACGGGUUGAUUUUUAUUUGUAGAAUUCUACAAACAACUGUUUAAUUGUAUCUGACAACUGUUCGGAGCCCUGAACUUCAGCACUAAGGUAUCAUUUUUUGUGUGUAAUUAUUAAAGAUAAACAUUAAAAAUAAACAUGUUAAGAUGAAAAUUGUAAGAUGAAAAUUGUAAUUACUUAGGCUCUUCCUAAUCAGCCAGGCAAGACAGCCUGUAUUAUUGCAGGAAAAAAAGCUUCAGUGGAAUUGUCAUUCUAACCAAAUGGAUAUGUUGAUGAAGCAUUAACUAAGGAAUCUCCAUGAUACUGUGAGGUUAAUAGCUUGGUAGUGAAAAGAUGAUAUUUCCUUACACCUGGAAACAAUCUGUAUGGUUGCUACAUAAGAGCCUGUUACAUUAAACAGAGAAAUGCAAUACAUCAAUAUUGUAUGAAAAAAAUGUUCAAAAGAUAUUUAAAAAAAAGAAUAAUCAUAACUGCGGUAUUCUUAUGUAGUUGCUAUUAACUGCAACUUUGUAAAGUACAAUUAAUGCUACCAAUAUCUUUCUAUCGUACCCACUGCACAGUGCAUUUUAUUCAACAAGGUCAUAUUAUAGCAUGCUGAAAUAUUGCUAACUAUUUGUGAAUUUUAAAUCCUGUAAAAUAAAAGUAGUACUUUUUUUACCAGAAAAUGACCGGUAGAGCAAGCACUAAUGCUGAGGAAAAUUCUAAAGCUGCAACACAUGGCUCCCCGAAACUGCCAUUUCUCCUUCCCUAAGUGGAACAUUCUCAAAGCGAUGUCAUCUUCAAAUAAAAUUCCCUUAAGCAUUCUAAGCAAACCUGCAGGAUUCCAGUUCAGAGUUUAAACUGAAAAUUGUCCUU